Molecule: messenger RNA, 471 nt
Organism: Akanthomyces muscarius
Lineage: Eukaryota; Fungi; Ascomycota; Sordariomycetes; Hypocreales; Cordycipitaceae
Exons: 3
Coding region: 1-471 (156 amino acids)
Source: RefSeq, a predicted model, not a curated record
AUGGCUUCCAAAUUACCUACGAUUCCGCGGGUGACGUUUACCAUUAUUGAGCCGAUUUCUUUAAUCGCCGGCUUCAUCGGCGCCAUCUGGGACCCAGCAUGGUUCGUCGCCGAGCAGCUGCCCGAGAAGCAGGUGUUUCCUGCAUCGGAGCACAGUCUGGUCAUGGCGCAGCAGCUGGGCAACAUGUAUCUUCUCAUGUGCUUUGUCGGGCUGGCAGUCCUUACGACAACUUCCGAGAUCAAGGUGGUCCGGAGCUAUCUCGUCGCGCUGUGGCUCGGUGACAUUGGCCACCUUGCUUUCACAUGCUUGGCGCUGGGCAAGGAGAGGGUGCUGCAGCCACAGGUGUGGAAUGCCAUGACCUGGGGCAAUAUUGGAUUUACAACGUUUGUUUUCGUGAUGCGCUCCGCCUAUCUUACGGGUCUUUUUGGAAGGGAGCAAGAAGCAGCACGGAAGACAAAGAAGACGGCAUAA